This is a messenger RNA of Adineta ricciae, 852 nucleotides long. The record is from the annotation of a GenBank genome assembly. Lineage: Eukaryota; Metazoa; Rotifera; Eurotatoria; Adinetida; Adinetidae.
AUGUCUUUGAGAUUAACAUCUCGCAUCAAGUUAAACGAUGGGCACCUCAUGCCUAUAUUUGGUUUAGGUUUAUAUCAAGCAGCGGCAUCAUCGAAAACAACGCAGAUCAUUGCUGAUGCUCUUCGUUUAGGCUAUCCGUUGAUUGAUACCGCUGAGUUAUACCAAAAUGAAUCCCAAGUCGGUGAUGCUCUGAAGAAAAAUUUCGAUCGCGAACAAGUAUUCAUUAGCACAAAGCUUUUUCGAACAAACGAUGGCCGCCAAGGUCUUCGUCGAUCGUUUCAAAACUCAUUACAGCAACUAGUGACUGAUUAUAUCGAUCUUUAUCUCAUUCAUGCGCCACAAGGCGGUCACGUACUUGAAGUCUACAGAGAAAUGGUAGCAUUACAAAAGGAAGGAAAGAUUCGUUCGAUCGGAGUAUCCAAUUUUGGUGUACAACACUUAGAAUGGUUGAAGCAGGCUGGCUUUGUUCCCGCAGUUAAUCAAAUCGAACUGCACCCAUGGUGGCCUAAUGAAGAUAUUGUAGAUUACUGUCGAACGAAUAAUAUUGCCAUCAUGGGCUAUUCACCAUUGGGAAAGGGACAUUUUCUCAACGAUCCGUAUUUGAUUAAAUUGAGUGGAAAGUAUGGCAAAACGCCUGCACAAAUACUUAUUCGUUGGUCGAUACAAAACGGUUUUAUUACCAUUCCGAAGACAACAUCUGGCGUCGAAAGACUGAAAGAAAACAUGGACGUAUUCGACUUUGCAUUAUCUAACGAAGAUAUGAAAGGUUUAGCAGAUUAUGGCAGAAAAAAUUUACAAAACACAGGAUGGGAUCCGACAAUGAAUAGUAAAGAAAAAUUCGGACCGAUUUAA